This is a messenger RNA of Guyanagaster necrorhizus, 513 nucleotides long. RefSeq lists its product as uncharacterized. The coding region runs from base 262 to 462 and encodes 66 amino acids. NCBI's taxonomy places the organism in Eukaryota, Fungi, Basidiomycota, Agaricomycetes, Agaricales, Physalacriaceae. The record is from RefSeq and is a predicted model, not a curated record. The transcript has a single exon.
CUCGUAUCACUCGAGCUCGUCGAUGUCAUCUUCACUGACAUUAUUUUUUGACAUUCUCCAUUGCAACCCCACACAUCAACGCUCUCAAACUUUCCAAAACACAAAGUUGGGCCACCGGCUACGAUCACAUAUUCAAAGCCCUUAUUGACCUCUUGGCUUCCCAUCCCUCUACUCGGCAAAGCUUUCUUCCUCUCCUCGCGAAUCUUCAUAUCAGUGCUAUCAAAAAAGCCCUGUUCUUUCGUUGAUCAUGUUUUCUUAGACAUGGUAUCUUUGAGAUGGAACACUAGGAUCUUGUCGGCCGUCGCCCUGGAUAUAUCGGGGCCAGGGAAGGAAGGACUUGAGUUGGGGAUUGACAAAGAGUUUCGCAAAUACCAAAACGACGGAUUGGAUAUCAAACUUAGUGUCUUGCAUCGCGAUCGUGAAGCUAAAGCCCUAUGCCCUAUAAGAAAGAGAUAUGUCUAAAUUUUAAAGAUCAUUCGUCCGUGUUGUAAGUAGAGAGCAGAGUAAUGUAAC